Molecule: messenger RNA, 204 nt
Organism: Dicrocoelium dendriticum
Lineage: Eukaryota; Metazoa; Platyhelminthes; Trematoda; Plagiorchiida; Dicrocoeliidae
Source: the annotation of a GenBank genome assembly
AUGCAACGGAGUCACGGGUGGGCACGCAUCUUCAUCGAUGAGCCGUAUGGCCAUAAGAAUACUCUUGGACGAGUCAAUGAACAAACGCAAUUCAGCACUGAUAUGCCUCACUCCAAGCGCUUUCAUCAGUCCCUCCAAGUAGGAAGAUUAACAAAAGGUUUUGCUCUUGUCACUGGAACCGACAGCUUUAACUAUUCGCUUUCU